This is a messenger RNA of Colletotrichum navitas, 899 nucleotides long. RefSeq lists its product as uncharacterized. NCBI's taxonomy places the organism in Eukaryota, Fungi, Ascomycota, Sordariomycetes, Glomerellales, Glomerellaceae. The transcript has 2 exons. Bases 309 to 824 code for a protein of 171 amino acids. The record is from RefSeq and is a predicted model, not a curated record.
CAGUCAAGGAGCCAUAGCUGCGAUAGACGGUAUCAAAACCUCUGGGCGUCAGGAUGUGGAUGUGUCCAGAGGUUGCAUCAGAAGCGAUAUGAGGACGGAGGGUGAGGAUCUGUAUCUGCGACGGCUGCGACGAUCGCGGGCCGCUCAGAAAUGGCCGACCAAAACAAAGCGCGUGGCAGUCAAACGGAGCUCCCUGCUAGAGAAUCUCCCGCGCAGAUUACCAGUGCACCAUGUGGGAAAGAAGUUGAGAUUUGUUCAGCGUCCACGGCCAUGAGACUGAUGACUUAAAAAAAAAAAAAAAAGGUCUCAUGUGGACCAGGAUUCGGGUGCUUAGCGCUUGGCAUCCGACACAUGGCAUCUGGUAUUUUCUUUUUCCGCCCGCUGUUUCUCGGUUUGUCUUUGUUUUUGUUUUUCGGUGUUUUUUUUUUUUUUCUUCCUUUCUCUCCCCCUUCUUCGCGAGAUUGGGUACUGCGAACACUCCCGCGGUGCUUCUUGGACCAGGUAUUGACGCAAGGCACGACGAAAGCGGUGUCGGCUCUGUGCAAUGUAAUGCAGACGGCCCUGGACCGGCUUACAGGACCAAGCUUAUGAACGGCGACGACGGGAUACAAGGGGACAAAGUGGAGCGAGAAAGGGACAGUGCAUUGCAUGAACCGGAAGUUGGGAUGGGCAUGGUUAGGUGGUGGAAUCAGCCCGGGAGAGGCCCUGCUCGUCGCCGUUGCCGUCCGAGGUUGGAUUUGGGCUGGGCUGGGUUGAGGUCGUGCCGUUUUGUGUUGUUACAUGCGCCAGAGUACCUAUCCAUCCCUAUAUCCAUGGUUCAUUGAUGAAUCAAUGAUACGUCGUCAUCCGUGGCUGGGACGGUUUCGUUGAAGUGUAUGUUUGCAGAGAGCCGUAAAGGC